CAUACCCGCUUUAUCGUGGCGUUGUCACCGCUUCCCCGUGAUCUCCCUUAUUUUUUCUGGUUAAUGCGAAGCUUUUUAUUCGCGAAUCUCUAGCCAAAGCUCAAGAUAGUUAAUGUAAAGCCACCGAUGCGAAUUUCCUUUCUCAGAAAAUUUCAGGUCGGGGUGAUUAAUGAACUGGCCAGUACUUGCAGAUCGCGACGUACACUUCUUAGCUAGUGAGCGUCUUUCAUAACAUGGAUGAUUCAUCGUCAACAUCGUCUUCUGCGCCUGCAUCGACCGUGCCAUCUUCUCUUCCCUCCCCAGAAAUUCAAACUUUGAGUCUAGGAGAUGUAACCGACGAGGAUCGGGCGAAGGCCGCUAAGAUCAAGACAGAGGCAAAUCAAGCGUUCGCAAGUCAUAAUUUCGUGGAGGCCGUUAGACUCUACACCCAAGCCAUAGAACUGAACCCGUUAGAUGCGACGUAUUGGUGCAAUCGCGCUGCAGCUCGAACAAAACUAGAGGAAUACGGGUUCGCGCUCUUGGAUGCUUCAAAAGCCAUCGAAGUCGAUCCCAAGUAUGCUAAGGCCUUUUAUCGGUAUGUGAUAGGUUGCGGGUGCAAACAACCGAAGUUAAGCGCUCGUAUCAGUCGCGCGACGUGCUAUCUACAGAUUGUGAAACCUCAACUAGCGGUGGCGGACUUCAAGAGAGUUGUCGCGCUAGAGCCUAGAAAUACAGUCGUCCAGUCACAGCUCACAGCUACUCAAAAGCUCGUGCGCAGAAUAGAAUUUGAGAAGGCGAUUGAGGUAGAAGGGGAGAAAGAUCCAGUAGAAAGAUGUCACGAAAUCAUUGCGGAAGGCGGCUGUGAGGUUGAAAAAGCCUAUGCUGGUCCACAAUUGAGUACUGGGGAUGACGGGAAAUAUGUGAUGACGGAGGAGUUUAUCAAAGGAAUGAUCGAGUGGUUCAAGGCAGGCAAAAAUCUUCCAAGGCGAUACGCGUGGGAGGUUAUUCUUGGAGCAUACUCGCAUUUUGUGAAAGAGGAAAGUCUGGUCGACUUGGAACUACAAGAAGGCGUGACAUGCGACGUCAUUGGGGAUGUUCACGGCCAAUUCUACGACUUAUUGAACCUAUACUCGUUGACGGGUACUCCCACCGAGAAUCAUUGUCUUCUUAUGAAUGGCGAUCUUGUUGAUCGGGGAUCGUGGUCCGUUGAGGUCAUUCUUACCGCUUUUGCGUACAAAUGGUUGUACCCCACACGCAUGUUCAUCAAUAGAGGUAAUCACGAAGCAAAAGACAUGAACCGAACGUAUGGUUUUGAAGGCGAAGCAAAGCAUAAACACGGAGAGCAAACAUAUAAAUUGUUCGCUCACGUUUUCACCACUUUACCAUUAGCAACACUUGUGAGCGCCACCAAAGCACCCACCAAAACAAGCACUACGACGAUACUAUCACCAAAAGGGCUCAAGAGAUACUUUGUCGUGCAUGGCGGGCUAUUCAGUAAAGAUGGUGUUACCCUAGAUGAAGUUCGCAAAAUUCCUCGAAUUGGACGGCAGCCAGGUCAAGACGGUUUAAUGUCUGAUCUUCUCUGGACUGACCCUCAAACACUUCCUGGUCGCGGCCCGAGCAAACGUGGUGUCGGCAUUGCUUUCGGUCCUGACAUCACGAAGAAGUGGUGUUCAUUGAAUGGCAUUACUUGUAUCAUUCGCAGCCACGAAGUUCGCCAGGAUGGGUACGCCGUAGAACAUGAUGGCCUCUGCACAACCGUAUUUUCAGCCCCAAAUUAUGUGGACCAAGUGGGUAAUAAGGGAGCGUUUAUACGAAUAGAUGCAGAAGGAGAGCAAAAGUACUUCCAAUUCGAAGCGACACCUCAUCCGCCAAUGAAGCCGAUGGCAUAUGCGCAAGGAGGUCUGGCGAGCUUGAUGAUGUAGAUUUUCGUGGCGAAUCUUACAGGGAUUUAUGGACAUGGAUUAGAGUCACGAUGUAAUGGGUGCGGGCGCGUGGGAAUCUUGUUACUUGUAGUUACCA
Molecule: messenger RNA, 2001 nt
Organism: Suillus fuscotomentosus
Lineage: Eukaryota; Fungi; Basidiomycota; Agaricomycetes; Boletales; Suillaceae
Product: phosphoprotein phosphatase
Exons: 14
Coding region: 234-1904 (556 amino acids)
Cellular component (GO): cytosol; nucleus
Molecular function (GO): protein serine/threonine phosphatase activity; protein binding
Source: RefSeq, a predicted model, not a curated record